UUCUCCAAGGACUUUGGUCUGAGCUAAAAUCUCUGAUUUUCUCCAUGGACUUUGGUCUGAACUAAAAUCUCUGUUUUUCUCCAUGGACUUUGGUCCGUGGACUUAGACUCGGUGAUGACUCGGUGAUGUCAUCCAGCUUCUUCAGGUACGCUGAUGAUGAUGUCAGGAUUGACACCUGAAGACAAGUCGGACCAGCUCUGGACGCUCAGCAUCCAUGCGCACACACAAACACACAAACACACACACACACACCCUGCUGCACACAGCCUCAGACAUCGAGACUCGGUGACGGAGCUGCUCCUGGUGCCGGUCUUUACGGACCAGGCAGAUGUGGAUCUUCAGGUGCAGAGCAACCCGUGGUUCCUGGACCGUCCUCCUGGACUCAGAGAUCAGCUGUCAUGCGGUAGGGAAGCCGCGGGUUCUGGGUCACGACCGCCCUGAAGACGGCGCCGGUGCCAUGAGACCGAGGAGCGCUGGGAGUCUGCUGACGGUCCUGGUCCUGGUCCUGGUCCUGGUGUCGCUGCUUCAGUCCCAGGCUGCAGCUGAGGUCGGAACGCUGCCGGCCCCCAGCGGAGUCUCCAUCCAGUCCAUAGACAUGAGACACACACUGUGGUGGCGCCCCCUGGAGGUCACGUGCGACGCCGGGAUCCUGUACUCAGUGCAGUUUCAGGGAGAGUUUGAGUUGACCUUCUUGAACGGCCGUUGGUUGGACGCCACCGAGUGUCAGCUGACUCCUCGUACACACUGCGACCUGAGUUUGGACCUGGGGUCUGACUCCGACUACAACCUGCGGGUCAGGGCCCAGUGUGGGUCCCAUCUGUCGGACUGGGUGGUUCUGGACCAACCCUUCAACCGCAAACACACCGUCCUGACGAUGCCGACCAUCACGGUGUCAGUGGAGGGCCACGCCCUCAAGGUGGCGUUCGACAAACUUCCUGCUACUGCUGUCGUGAUACUAACAAUGUGGAGGAGCGACGGGGAACUGAAGACCGACGUUCACUCAGUUUCAGCCCAGCAGGCAGGGCACACUUUCACCGCCCUGCAGGUCGGAGCGGAGUACUGCGUCAGAGCUCAGACUGUGCUGGAGAACCAGCUGCAGAACAGCAGCACUGACGUGCACUGUCGGAUUAUACCAGUCUCUCUCUGUGUGAACAGAGAGUUUGAGUUGACCUUCUUGAACGGCCGUUGGUUGGACGCCACCGAGUGUCAGCUGACUCCUCGUACACACUGCGACCUGAGUUUGGACCUGGGGUCUGACUCCGACUACAACCUGCGGGUCAGGGCCCAGUGUGGGUCCCAUCUGUCGGACUGGGUGGUUCUGGACCAACCCUUCAACCGCAAACACACCGUCCUGACGAUGCCGACCAUCACGGUGUCAGUGGAGGGCCACGCCCUCAAGGUGGCGUUCGACAAACUUCCUGCUACUGCUGUCGUGAUACUAACAAUGUGGAGGAGCGACGGGGAACUGAAGACCGACGUUCACUCAGUUUCAGCCCAGCAGGCAGGGCACACUUUCACCGCCCUGCAGGUCGGAGCGGAGUACUGCGUCAGAGCUCAGACUGUGCUGGAGAACCAGCUGCAGAACAGCAGCACUGACGUGCACUGUCGGAUUAUACCAGGUCCAGAUGCAGCAGCUGGGUGGAGGACGCCCACCGCUGUGACCGGGACCACGUUGGCCUUGUUUGGACUCCUUUUUGCCGUCUUCUGGACCGUGGUCCACUGUGGUCCAGAUGUCUGCAAGACCUACUUCAAAAAAGAACCGCUGCCCACCGUUCUGCCGUCUGUCUGGGACGUCCAGACCCCCAUCAUCCGUCGGGACCAGGAAGUGUUCGACCACCUGCAGGUCAUGGAGCGGACGACGCCGACGUCGGACGACGCUGACGACCACUGUCUGAUACAUCAGCGCCACCUGCUGUUCAUCACCGACUCUGUGGAAAUCCAGUUCCUGGACUCGGUUCCUCAGUCUGGCACUCCCAAGAACUGCAUACUGGCUGCCCUCUAGCACCCCCAGCAGGACAGUGAUGUGACUGCAUCCAGCAGGAGUUCUUUUUUCAGUGAAGUUGGUUUGAAUCUGAUUGGUUUUGGGUUUGAAGACGAGCUCUUCACGUCAGGUCGGACUCUGUGGAACCGCACAGACCAAUCAAAACCAAACGAUGGAUCUGACGCAGUUUCCUCCGACGAGGACAAAUCUUCAUCACUGAACGCUGAGUUUCCUGUGAGGACGACGGACGACUCCACGUCCAACUCCACGUCCAACUCCACGUCCAACUCCACGUCCAACUCCACGUCCCUCAGCUUGUUCUUCAGCCCAGAGUGCGGUUGGUUCAGGACGGGUGUCCUGGAGGAUCGGACCGAGCUGGACAUCAGGUCCAACGAAGACCACCACGGUCAGCAGGGUGACCUUCAGGACGUGACCGUGGCGCU
Molecule: messenger RNA, 2424 nt
Organism: Cynoglossus semilaevis (tongue sole)
Lineage: Eukaryota; Metazoa; Chordata; Actinopteri; Pleuronectiformes; Cynoglossidae
Gene: il20rb
Product: cytokine receptor family member B16
Exons: 10
Coding region: 329-2002 (557 amino acids)
Biological process (GO): cytokine-mediated signaling pathway
Cellular component (GO): plasma membrane
Molecular function (GO): cytokine receptor activity; interleukin-20 binding
Source: RefSeq, a predicted model, not a curated record